Molecule: messenger RNA, 2575 nt
Organism: Strongylocentrotus purpuratus (purple sea urchin)
Lineage: Eukaryota; Metazoa; Echinodermata; Echinoidea; Camarodonta; Strongylocentrotidae
Product: enteropeptidase
Exons: 9
Coding region: 204-2012 (602 amino acids)
Biological process (GO): proteolysis
Molecular function (GO): serine-type endopeptidase activity; protein binding
Source: RefSeq, a predicted model, not a curated record
GUUAUUGUAGUCUUCUGCCUGAUGUAGACGCACACUGGUUUGCUGCGCAAUAAUGAUGCCAUCACUUUAGUCGAUAGUGCUAAGUGAUAAAGUUGCGGAUGAAACCUCUGGAAGACAGAUAACUGGGGUUACAAGAUUUGGAGCAAUUGCAGCAAGAUUCACCCGCUGAAUUCUUCAGAAGACUACUUAACAAUCUUGAAGUUAUGGCGCAACCAGCAGGAUUCGUCCUGCUCCUAAUCGUUGCGUGUCUCGUCCUCUGUUCGGGGGAACGACCACCAAAGAGGAAGCCGGGUCGGUAUGAUGCUCUCUUUGAUCGCUCCAGGAUCGUGAGUUGUUCGGGAAACGAGACCAUCUCGUUGUCGGCCGGUGACUACGAAUGGAUCUCCUCGCACGAGACCGACGAUGAUGCCCCGUACCCCAAUGACCUGCAAUGUGUUUGGAUUAUUGAGGCACCCAACAAUUAUCGUGUGACCAUACUCGUUGAAUAUUUCGCUCUUGAGUUUGAUUACGAUAUCCUUUAUUUCGGUUCCGGUGAUGAAAACAUUGGGGAUGACCCGGAAGGAGAGUUGACUGGUACCAUCAGGCGAGGCACAAGGUUCAUCUCUGAUGGACGUACCAUGUGGAUUGCUUUCGUCACGGAUGAUAGCGUGCGCGAUCUCGGGUUCGGGUUCAACAUCACCGUCGUUCACAAGUCAGAUAUCAUCCGUUGUGAUAAUGAUCAGGGAAUCAUUGAGGAUGAUCUGUGUGAUGGCAUCGUCAACUGCGAAGAUUUGAGCGAUGAAACAGAUUGUGAUUGUGAGGAGUAUACUUGUGAGAACAAUAUCUGUAUCGCUGACGAUCAGGUGUGCGAUGGCGUCAACGACUGCAUUGAUUUCUCUGACGAAACCGACUGCCCCAACUGUAGAAAAUUCAACCACAGGCAGUGCGCUGCACGACUCGACUACAAGCGGUCAUACUUCCCUAACGCCAUGGUGACUACACACAGGAAGGGGAAACGAGAAUACAGGAUCGUGCGACGCAUUGCGAACUGCCACGAGAUGUUUCUCACGGCGGCUUGCAGUAUGCUCUUCCCACAAUGCACCGCCGGUACCACGACCGUAGCCAGGAUAUGCAAAUCUCUAUGCUAUGAGAUCGAGGAGAGUUGUCGAGGUGACUUCGAGAAUCUGGAAAUGGGGGACUGGCCAGUGGAAUGCGAGAUGCACUCCGACGAGAACCCGGAUGGAGAAGGCUUCUGCGAUGGACCGGAAGGAGAUUAUUCUGGCCUUGGGACUUGCGGUGAACGCCCAACGUAUAGCCGUAUAGUUGGUGGUGUAGACGCAAUCUAUGGAGAGUGGCCUUUCAUAGGUUCUUUGCGUUCUCGGGGUGGUCACGUCUGCGGAGCUACCUUGAUCAAUCCAGGAUGGGCUGUCACGGCAGCUCAUUGUCUCUAUGCCUUCAAUCGCAUUACCCUCGGUGACCUGCAGUUGGACAGUGAAACAAGCGCAAGUUUCACGACUAAUAUCGCCGAUCAGAUUGGACAUGAAUGGUAUGAUGACGACAGCACCGAUUACGACUACGCUAUGCUCCGACUGGAGGAAAGGGCGCCUAUCGGCAACUACAUCCAGCCAGCUUGUUUGGCCGAAUCACAUAGGGAACACGAGUCCUACAGGAACUGCUACAUCGUUGGUUGGGGACUUACAGCAGAGGAUGGUGACAUAGCCAACACGGUGCAGAAGGCCCAUGUCAAGUUGAUCGACUUUGACGAGUGUAACGCUGCGUAUGAUUUUGAGCUUAAUGAGAGGAUCCAUAUUUGUGCAGGUUAUAUGGUUGGUGGCAUCGAUACUUGUCAGGGUGACAGCGGUGGACCGUUGAUAUGCGAGGGGGUCGACGGGCGUCAGCACCUUGUGGGUGCCACAAGCUUCGGCUACGGGUGCGCUCGCCGGGGUUCUCCCGGAGUCUAUGCCCGUAUCUCUUCCAUGACUGAAUGGAUGCAAGACGUUAUGGAUCGAUACGCGGAGGAUGGGGAUGAUUAAAUGAAUUUUAUCCAUCCCUAGGCUUAAUCCCUUAAUGUAUGGAUGAUUAAACAAAUUUUCAGUUCUUGAUUAUCUUCUAGGGGCGUUGCUAUAUUGCCGCCACAUCUAGAUGUUGGCAGAUUGUCAAUUUUACUACUUUUUCUCAAAGCUUUCUGGGCACAUUUAAACCCCCCCUUUCAGUUAGCCAAUUCGAAACAUUUUUGACGGCAGCCAGGGCAUCGUUUCACAAAACCGUCAGAAGCACAAGUUCCACCAAUUGAAACACAAAUUGAAUCUAAAACGUGCAUUUCACGGAUUGUCGGCGAACAUGGCGGUUUCGUGAAACGCUACCCAGGUCGACAAUUGGCCUCCAUAAUUUUCUUUCUUAUAUCAAAAUCAGAGUACUCGCGGCGCCCCUGUUUUGAUUCAUUGUAAGAAUCCAGAGUAGACUUUUUUUGCUGUGCUAUUACACUGCCGUCGUAUAUUUAGACUAGACUAAAUAUUUGUAUAUAAUGAUUGACACUUCGCCCUCCGCCAUAUUAAAGGACCCUAAGAUGAUUAAAAAUGAGAUGAUGAAGAAGAAG